Molecule: messenger RNA, 5703 nt
Organism: Kluyveromyces lactis
Lineage: Eukaryota; Fungi; Ascomycota; Saccharomycetes; Saccharomycetales; Saccharomycetaceae
Gene: CYR1
Product: adenylate cyclase
Exons: 1
Coding region: 1-5703 (1900 amino acids)
Biological process (GO): cyclic nucleotide biosynthetic process; intracellular signal transduction
Molecular function (GO): protein binding
Source: RefSeq, a predicted model, not a curated record
AUGAAUCCACAACCGAAAGAAACUAAUCGAAGCUCCAUCUCCUCGGGAGCAAGAAACAGUGCUGGCAGUGCUUCUUCAAAUAACAGUAUCUCAAGUAAAAAUAGCGGUAGGGAGUUACAACCACGAAGCGAUACCGAUAGCGAAUGGCAAGACGUUGGUAUGCCCACUUUUAAAGAGGACUAUUCCAUAGAUGCAAUUACGAAGAAGGUGAAACCUGGGAAAAAGGGUUUCCAUUCUGCUAUAGUUCGUGAUGCUGGAUCAUUCGCGCACAAUCCUCAACCACCUUUGGCAAAACCGGUGAAACCCACUUUUGAAAGGUCCCGGACUGCAAACCUGACCGCAACUUCAUCAAGAGGUAACCUGCCGCUACUUUCGCGCACUUCCAGUACGCUGUCAGUAUCAACAGCUACUUCACAUGGACAUAAAGGAACUACCAAACCGUCACGUGCAACUAAUUUCUUCAAGAAACUUACCAGCAGGAAAUCAUCUCUGGCAAGCCAAGGAGGGCCUCCAGAUUCAGAUAAUCAAAUAAGCCAAGGUGGCAGAGUGUCGGCUUCAGAUGGUGAACAGCAGUCACCCUUUCAUCAACAGUCUCUGCAACAGCAAGUUCCCACUAACGCUUUGCGGAGAAAGAUGAGCACAUUCAUACAUGGUUCUUCAACCAUGUCUGCGGCGUCUACUUUGACAUCCGCAAAUGCUCCUCAUAUGAAACACUCUGGGUCUAAGGGCAGCUCCCUGUUACAUUCAGGUAACGAAGCCAGCAAUGGUUCAAAUUUAAGCGGUGGGAAUGCGACAAGUGGCGUUUCGAACCAACAACAUGGAGUAAGUUCUGCAGGCAGAAGUAUUGACACAGACCUGUCAAGAAGAAAUUCAGGGACCUCAUUUGAUGCUUCUAAAUUAUCAGCCGCUAAAGAAAUAUUUGGUGUUGACCUAGAUUUAGACAAACUUUCUGAUAUGACGGAUGUCGUCGUUACUUCUAAUGCACCCUCCGCAGAAACUACGGACAAAGUUCCACCAAAAUCACCUAAUGCGUCACAAGAUACCAAGGAUGCUACACUUGCGCUACGGAAACAAUGGACUGCUCCAGAAUCCUGGGAUGUUGAUGAGACGGUCGGUCUUGAUGUUAACAAAAUUAAAGAAAGACAUAAGAUGUCAAAGGCCAAUCGACAUAGAGGGAAAAACCGCAAAAGGUACAGCAAAUCACAAGGAAAACAUACCAAGGGGUCUGUUCCAAAAAAUGUCAUUGCGAAAGAUACUUCGGAGCCAGUAAUUCCUCAUGUACACCAUCAUGACUUUGAAGAAGACGCAUUGUCACCGCGCACUUCUCCUCCUAACAGAGGAUCGAAUGACGAAUCGGGACUGCAUUUAUCAGAAACGAAAAGCUCCGAAUGCGAUCUUUGUUUCACAAUUUCUCCCAACGGCGACGAAGACUCAGACAUUUCCAUUGAAACCCAAUCAGAAAGCCUAGACGAUAUAACUUCUGCUAAGACGCAAUCUCGACCAGGUUCGCCUCUAUCACAAAAAAAUAUCGAACAAUAUACAGAACUAGAUGGAGAAACCGAAUACGAAGAACAUAUGCUUGAGAAGUAUUAUAGUGAUCUUUCGGAUAUUGACCAAACCAAAAAAUAUGCUAUUAGAAUCUUCAAUGUCGAUGAUACUUUCACAACCCUUUCAUGUCGUCCAAAUACAUCUGUGGCCGAACUUAUACCACAAAUAAAGAAAAAGUUUAAUAUUCAACAGGGGAAUUUCCAGUUGUCGUUGAAGGUUGGUAAACUAUCUAAGAUUUUACGACCAACUGCAAAUCCAAUCCUCAUCCAGAUCAAGUUAUUACUAUUGAAUGGUUACAAGAAGAGUGAUCCGCUCCAUAUUUUGGGGCUCGAAGAUGUCAGCUUUGUUUUUAGUUUCAAAUUCCACCCGGUGACCACUUCCCAAUUAACAAUAGAACAACAACAGAGGCUCUCGAAGGGUGACUUCAUUCAUGUUGACUUGAGAAACAUGGACUUAACUACACCUCCUAUCAUUUUUUAUCAGCAUACUUCUGAAAUCGAGAGUUUGGAUGUUUCUAAUAACGCUAAUAUCUUUUUACCUAUCGAUUUCAUUGAAAGUGCCGUUAAGCUAUCCAGUUUGAGAAUGGUUAAUGUCAGGGCAUCUAGGUUCCCAGCCAACAUUACACAGGCUUAUGAUUUAGUUUCCUUGGACCUAGAGAGAAACUUUAUCAAAAGGGUACCGGAAUCCAUCUCCAAGUUGUCCAAUCUUACUAUUUUGAACCUUCAAUGUAACCAGUUAGACAGACUUCCAUCUGGAUUUAAGAAUCUCAAGAACUUGCAGUUGUUGGAUAUCUCCUCCAAUGCAUUUACGGCGUACCCCGAAGUUAUCAAUAGGUGUACAAACUUAUUACAGGUUGAUCUUUCAUACAAUAAGAUAAAUUCACUUCCACUUUCCAUCAACGAACUAAGUAAGUUGGCGAAGAUGAACCUAUCCAACAAUAAAAUUCAAGCUGUUCCCGAUUUGUCAGGUAUGGCAAACCUACGGACUCUCAAUCUAAAAAACAAUAGAAUUGCCACUAUCAAAUCAAACGCCCCAAAUUUGCAGAAUUUAUUCUUAACCUCAAACAGAAUUUCCGUUUGGGAAGAUUCACUACCUAAACUAAGAAGCUGCGAUUUGACAGAAAAUCCUGUUACUUCGUUCGACUAUAGAGGUAAUGUGUUAUCUAACCUUACAAGUUUAUCUCUAAACAAGGCAAAACUAUCCAGUUUACCUAUCGAUUUUUUGAAAACUUUAGAAAAGCUUGAGAAGCUUGAAUUAAAUGACAAUAACUUAACAAGUUUACCUGCGGAAAUCAAGUACUCAAAAAAACUAAUUCAUUUUUCUGCCGCCAACAACAAGUUGGAUAGUAUUCCGGAAGAAAUAGGAGAACUCUCCAAUCUUAAAUCACUUGAUUUACAUUGUAAUAAUAUUAGAGAAUUACCCAUUUCAAUUGUAAAUUUAGAGCUAACAACAUUAAAUUUCUCCUCUAAUUUACUUGGCUACAACCCCGGAUUAGAGGACUAUGAAAAUACCCCUUUAUCAAAAUCAUUACUAUUUCUCAAUACUGCUGACAACAAUCUCAAUAAUGAGAUGCUUCCUUUAUUCAACUUCAACACUAGCUUGAAGAUAAUCAAUCUUUCUUAUAAUGAUAUUUCUGAUAUUUCUGCAUUAAACCUACCAUCGUUGACAGAGUUGUAUCUAUCCGGCAAUGCUAUCACCAGCUUGCCCGGUGAAGUGUUCCAAAGAAUGAAGAAUUUGAAGGUGAUAAUGUUAAAUGGUAAUAAGCUGAUGUCACUACCAUCGGAGCUCUCUCAACUUUCGAAUUUGACAGUUCUAGAUGUUGGUUCAAAUCAAUUAAAAUACAAUAUCUCAAACUACCAUUAUGAUUGGAACUGGAUGAAUAAUUUGAACCUAAAAUAUUUGAACUUUUCUGGGAAUAAAAGGUUCGAAAUAAAGUCAAUGAUUGGCCCUGAUACUAAAACAGAUUUGUCCGACUUGACAAUCUUAAAACAGUUAAAAAUUUUGGGGUUGAUGGAUGUUACAAUGAAAACCUCCAAGGUUCCUGACGAUGGUGUCAACUUUCGUCUAAGAACUACCGGAUCCAUGAUUAAUGGUAUGAAGUAUGGUGUUGCUGAUACUUUGGGUAAAAAGAGCUCCGUGUCAACUAGAGAUAUCAAGUACGAAAGAUUUAGAGGCAAGGAUGAUGAGUGCUUGUUCUGUCUUUACGAUAGUGUGAAUGAAAACGCCUCUUCUGGUCAUAAAAUCUCACAAAUCAUCAGAGACAUAUACGAUAAGAUUUUAACAAGAGCUUUGGAAAAAUAUGGAGACGAUACUGACGAAAACAUAAGGACAGCAUUGCGGUUCAGUUUCUUACAGCUUAACAAAGAAAUUAACGGGAUGUUGGUGUCUGUUGAAAAUGGCCUGAACAAAUCUGAAUUAACUACCGUUGAUUUGCUCAGUGGUGCAUCUGCAACAGUCGUAUUUUUCAAAGGCAAGUCAGUGUAUACAGCGAACAUUGGUAACAUCGGAGCUAUUCUAGCGAAAAAUAAUGGUGAUUACGAGGUUUUGACUAGGUUGCAUGUUCCUACUAAGAGAGAUGAAUAUGAAAGAAUAAGAAUUGCAGGCGGUUAUGUCAAUAGUGAAAAAUUAGAUGGUGUUUCUGAAGUUUCUAGAGCCGUAGGAUUCUUCGAUUUACUGCCUCAUAUUCAUGCAUCUCCAGAUAUUUCGGAUUUCAAGUUGACCUUCUCAGAUCAGAUGAUAAUUAUUGCAUCACAUAAUCUUUGGAAUUAUAUCGGUUAUGAAAUUGCAUCUGAUAUUGCUCGUGAGAAUGGCUCAGAACCUAUGCUGGCUGCGGAAAAGUUGAAAGACUAUGCCAUAACUUAUGGCUGUACUGAUAAAUUGACAGUUGUCUGUAUAAGUGUGGAAAAGGGUGCUACUGAAACGAAUAGAUUCAAUAUAAGCAAAAAAGAUUUGUUAUCGAGAAAAACUGCAUUUGAAGAUAGUUCUCUCAGAAGGCUUCAACCUGAGAUCCCCCCUCCCACAGGUAAUGUUGCCAUUGUUUUCACCGAUAUAAAGAAUUCCACUUUCAUUUGGGAAUUAUUCCCUGAUGCGAUGAGAACCGCUAUCAAAACACAUAACGAAAUAAUGCGUAGACAACUACGUAUUUUUGGUGGUUAUGAGGUGAAGACUGAAGGUGAUGCAUUCAUGGUAGCAUUCCCAACACCUACGAGUGCUUUGGUCUGGUGUUUAAGUGUUCAAUUGAAACUUUUGGAGGCUGAAUGGCCGGGUGAGAUAACAUCUAUCAGGGACGGUUGUUUGAUCACGGACACUAGCGGCAACAAAAUUUAUCAAGGUCUUUCAGUGCGUAUGGGUAUCCACUGGGGUUGUCCUGUGCCAGAAGUCGAUGUUGUUACCAAGAGAAUGGAUUAUCUAGGCCCUGUUGUGAAUAAAGCUGCAAGAGUCUCUGGUAUUGCUGAUGGAGGACAGGUCAUGCUCAGUAAUGAUUUUAUGGUAGAGUUUAAGAAGAUUUUAAGCUACCACCAGCAAGUCACUGAAGAUAAUAUUCCGCUCGCAAAAGCCUACGGGGAAGACAUUGUGGGUGAAAUUUUAGAACGAGAAAUACACAUAUUAUCGUCUAUAGGAUGGAUGUUCGUCGAGCUUGGUGAACAAACGUUGAAAGGGUUGGAAACUAAAGAACUUGUCACCAUAGCAUAUCCUAAAUCACUUCAAGCGAGACACACUUUGGCAACACAAGAUCAGAAUAACAGUGUUAUUUCAGAUGAUUUUCUAUUCCAAAUUAGAUCAGUGUCCAAUAGAUUGGAGACUGUCCUCUCCUCAGUCCAAGGUGGUCUUAUCGGGCUGGAAAAUUCUGCCAAUGGACGAUAUACUACCUUUGAUAGUAAUACCAAACAGGCCGUUAUGAAAAACUCGUCCGAAGCAGAUCUUCUUGCAUUCCUUGACCAUUUAAUCACCCGAAUUGAAUCGUCAGUCGUCUUAAUGAACUUACGCCAACAGGUCCAGGGUGGUUUAACCAUAUACAAAUCUGGUGAUGCAAUGAAACAGAAAUCAAUCUUCCAAUUGCUGGAUGACCUUCUAGCCAGAAACCAAUUAUACAUAGAAAACAGCCAUAAUGACGAGAGCGAGCAACAAAGCUUCAAAUCUUUUCCGGAGGAGUAG